AUGAACAACUCUAUGGUGAGAGAGUUUAUACUGUUGGGUUUGACGGACAACCAUCAACUUAAAAUUAUACUUUUCAUCUUGCUAAUUGGGGUAUACCUUUUGACGAUAAUGGGAAACAUACUGAUUAUUGUAAUAACACUGGUGAAUCAACAGCUCUACACCCCAAUGUAUUUCUUCCUACGACACAUUGCAUUUGUGGAGAUUGGGUAUACCAGUGCCAUUGUUCCUAAAACACUGGACAACAUGGCUACUGGCCAGAAGACUAUCUCUCUAGCUGGUUGCUUCACACAGUCCUUUGUGCACUUUGUCCUGGGAACUACAGAGUUCCUCUUGCUGGCGGCAAUGUCCAUUGACAGGUAUGUUGCCAUCUGCAACCCUCUUCGCUACUCAACCGUCAUGAACAAUCGGGUCUGCUCAUUGCUGGUGCUCUGGUGUUGGGCUGGGGCAUUGUUGCUGAUCAUCGUCCCUGCAGUUGUAUUAUUCCGGAUGCCCUUUUGUGGCCCAAACGUCAUCAACCAUUUUUUCUGUGACAAUGGGCCAUUGGUCAAACUUGCAUGCACUGACACCAGUCUGCUGAAUCUCCUCAAUUUCAUCACUGCUACCCUCUCCCUCCUUGGGACCUUGUCUGUAAAUACUGUGUCUUAUGUCCACAUUAUCUCUACCAUCAUGCGCAUCCGAUCCACUUCAGGGAGGCAGAAGGCUUUCUCCACUUGCGCUUCUCACAUCACGGUGGUCUCCAUCACUUACAGCAGUUGCAUUUUCAUGUACAUAAAACCCAACCAUGACAGUGAAUCGGACUACAGCAAAGCGGUGGCUCUUCUGAACACUGUGCUGGCUCCUCUGCUUGUCCCAUUCAUAUACUGCCUUAGGAACACACAAGUCCAAGAUGCCUUGAGAGGAGCAUGUAGACAGCUUGUUGCCAUUAGGAAGGACUCAAGUUGA
Podarcis raffonei (Aeolian wall lizard) is the source of this 942-nucleotide messenger RNA. Its product is annotated as olfactory receptor 49-like. The transcript has a single exon. The coding region runs from base 1 to 942 and encodes 313 amino acids. The record is from RefSeq and is a predicted model, not a curated record. Gene Ontology annotation, cellular component: membrane. Gene Ontology annotation, biological process: G protein-coupled receptor signaling pathway. Gene Ontology annotation, molecular function: olfactory receptor activity; G protein-coupled receptor activity. NCBI's taxonomy places the organism in Eukaryota, Metazoa, Chordata, Lepidosauria, Squamata, Lacertidae.